UCCCUGGGCAGUUCAUAUCGUGUUUAGAUAACGUUUCGAAUGCCGCCUCUUCGCAUGUCGUGUCUUCUCCAACUUGGAGUUUCUAAAGUUCGUGGUUUGGGCGAACACCCUUCGCCUCAGCUAGAGGUCCGAACUGUUUAGUUGGGUGUUUUCCUCGCUAUGGCUUAUUGUCUUCAACCAUGGCACUUGGUUUGCAUGGCGAGUUAUACCACUAGCCCUCACAUAUCUCGUUGAUUCCUGAUUAUUUUUAAUUUAGCACUAUCAUGACGUCUUGAUCAUGUUCGAAAAGUGUAGACAGUGUUUGCCAUUCUCAUUGUAAAAUCGUACAUGAUGACUGGAACAAUGACCAGGAUGCAAAUUGAUUUUAGUUCAUUUUCUUUUGUGUGGUCAAAUCUAGUCACAGCAGGUACUGUUAUAUUUUUUUUCUUCUCAUCCUUUGAAACUGGUUCGUAAACAAACAGCAUCUUGGUACUGAAAGUAGAAAUCAUUUACAAAUCGACUCCUUCAGACCUUGUUAGAUCAUUAAUUUUUUUGUGCUUAGAAAGUUCUUUAUGUUUAAACUGAGAAUGUCACUGACUCAACCUCGGGAUCCAACCGAAGCUCUGCUUUGUUUUACCAGUCACAACUGAGUGAACGAUUAAGGAGAUGGUCAGAAUGUGCGUGAAGAAGGGAUUUGGCUAAUGGGCCAACUAAUUUCAAGUGAGCCAAGGGUAGGCGAACCGAUAGAAGAGAAAGAAGACGCAAACGAAGACGAAGACGAGGCGGAAAUUGAACCGGAGGAGAUUGAACCGGAGACAGUGUCGAUCUGGGAUAUGGGCUCUAUCUCUUCUAAAGUUGACAUUCCAGAGGAUGAUAAACCCAUUAUUUUUGUGAUAGGUGGGCCAGGGACAGGUAAGGGAACUCAGUGCAGUCGAAUGGCGAAAGAGUUUGGAUUCAAGCACAUCUCGAUAGGGGAGUUACUGAGGGAAGAGAUGGAACGCGGUACCCUAGUUGGAAAGGAAUGUUCAGAGAUCAUGAAGGACGGAAAAUUAGUACCCCUGAAGCUGACUCUGGAGCUCAUAAUAAAGGCCAUAAAAGCACCAAACAACUCUUCUGGUUAUUUACUUGAUGGAUUCCCGCGUGCAACAAACCAAGCUCGGGCAUUCCAAAAACAAGUGAGGGCGCCAACCUUAGUUCUGUAUCUUCAUGCACCCCAACAAGUGCUUCUGCAGCGGCUCAUGCAGCGUGGACUAAUAGGUGGGAGAACUGAUGACAACCCUGCAACUAUCAGAAAGCGUUUCAUCACUUUCAAGAAGGAAUCCCUGCCUGUGGUCGCCUUCUAUGAAAAGACCUCUAUCUCCGUUGUAAAGAAGGUCUGUACAAUCACGGCGCCGGAUGAUGUGUACAGAAGAAUUCGAAAAGAAGUCAAAAGUGUGUUAACUCUCUCGAAGCCGCCAAGGAAGCACAUCAGACGGCGAGUCGCUGUGGCUCAGAAGGAGGCGGUAAUGUCUUGUUUGAGGCGCAUGAAACAUCGAAGGAGCAAGAAACCUCGAAAUGGAAACGGGAGUCAGAAUCUUGUACCUCUGCCUCCUCCGCUUCCACCGCCUCCACCGCCUACACGUGCAUCACCCCCUCAAGGAUGCCAUAUCAUGUAAUUUCCAACAUGGCAAACUUCGGUUCAUACGUAUCCACCUUUGAAGGCACUUGCAGAGUGUUUAGAUUGAGAAGAAUCACGGUGACGGUAAAUACUGUUCCGUGUGCAAUGCACAUAAAUCAGAUUGCGCCUCGCCCUAUUCUGCAAUAUUAGGAGUUUGAGCAAUGCCAGUCUCCUUGAGUGCACCAUGUCUAGUUCAGUCGGACUACACACCACAAGACGAACUGCAAUCACAAUCACUGCGUAUCAUUAUUCAAACAAGUAUGUAACACAUUAGUGACGUUGAUG
Messenger RNA from Physcomitrium patens, 1921 nucleotides. RefSeq lists its product as uncharacterized. Gene Ontology annotation, molecular function: ATP binding; nucleobase-containing compound kinase activity. NCBI's taxonomy places the organism in Eukaryota, Viridiplantae, Streptophyta, Bryopsida, Funariales, Funariaceae. The record is from RefSeq and is a predicted model, not a curated record. Gene Ontology annotation, biological process: nucleobase-containing compound metabolic process.